Messenger RNA from Scatophagus argus, 3674 nucleotides. RefSeq names its product phosphatidylcholine:ceramide cholinephosphotransferase 2-like. Lineage: Eukaryota; Metazoa; Chordata; Actinopteri; Scatophagidae. The record is from RefSeq and is a predicted model, not a curated record. Gene Ontology annotation, molecular function: sphingomyelin synthase activity; ceramide cholinephosphotransferase activity. Gene Ontology annotation, cellular component: endoplasmic reticulum membrane; Golgi membrane. Bases 514 to 1668 code for a protein of 384 amino acids. The transcript has 7 exons. Gene Ontology annotation, biological process: ceramide biosynthetic process; sphingomyelin biosynthetic process.
CGGGUUCCUUCAAGACACGCCAAGCUCGCGCUCCCGAGCAGAAUCCCCGGCACGCGCUCUGGUUGAUGAGGUGGUUGACAGGAGGAGCAGGAAAGUUUUUGGAGACGAGAAGGCGACGAGUGCGGAGUGUGAGAGGCGAGAAACUGCGGCCUGAUCGGUUUGUGCUGAGUCAUCCUGACCGACCAAUCACAUGCCUCCUGUGUGACCCCAUCGCUCUGAUCAGAUUAUUGAUCCAGUCAGCACCAGACCAAAUCGAUGAUCCUGGACUUGUGAUCGCUGCCUGACAAGCCAGAGACUCGUGCUGCUGUGGUGCUGAUACCUGCUAUUGAUUACUGGAUUACUGAUCACACCUGAGCCAGAGGGAAACUGCUGAGAAAGGAAUAUUUGUGAAACUUCUGCUAUCUCAUUAAGUUGACACCUUACAAAGACUGCGAUUGAUUGGAGAACCGGGAAAACGCCUCCUUAUUGGUCAAACAGUCAAUAAGGGAGACAAAAACCCCAACAGGCCAAUCAAUGGCAGCCUCAGAACUGAUCCAGGACAGCGACGAUGUCCGGCCCCACGUGGAAGUUAACGUGACCACAGUGAAUCCCCCCACACCUCCUCGUCCUCCGAGGGUUUCCAACGGUAAGCCGACCCGCCUCGUCUCCUCGCCGUCGCCCCGCGGCGACGCACACGACGGCUCGACGCAGCAGGACUGCAGCCGGCUGAGCAGCCUGUUGAAACAGAAACACCUGAUCCAGUCUCUGAGCCGCGGACUGAGGAAGCACUGCGACUACGUGAAGAUCACCGUGCAGGAGGAACGGGCAACCCGGCUCCCCAAGGAAUGGUGGAAGACGGGCGUGGCCUUCCUGUACGCCGUCUUCAACCUCGUCUUCACCACCGUCGUCAUCACCAUCGUCCACGAGAGGGUGCCGGACAAGUCGGUGAGCCCGCCGCUGCCCGACAAGUUCUUCGACUACGUGGACCGCGUGCCCUGGGCCUUCACCGUCACCGAGGUCAACGGGCUGAUCCUGGUGGGACUCUGGCUCGUCCAGUGGCUCUUCCUCAGACACAAGGCCAUCGUGGGGCGUCGCUGUUUCUUCCUCAUCGGGACUCUCUACAUGUAUCGCUGCGUCACCAUGUACAUCACCACCCUGCCCGUACCUGGGAAACACAUGGUGUGCGCUCCCAAGCUCUACAACGACUCCAUUGGGAAAGUCUGGAGGAUUUUGAGGCUGAUCUCAGGAGGAGGUUUGUCUCUGACCGGCUCUCACCUGAUGUGUGGUGACUUCCUGUACAGCGGGCACACCGUCAUGCUGACGCUGUCGUACCUGUUCAUCAGAGAGUACUCUCCUCGCUGGAUGUGGUGGUAUCACUGGCUCUGCUGGUUGCUCAGCGCCUCAGGUGUUGUCUGCAUCCUGUUCGCUCACGAGCACUACAGCAUCGACGUGGUCAUCGGAUACUUCGUCACCACCAGGAUCUUCUGGUGGUACCACACCAUGGCCAACACACACGCGCUGCGUCAAGCUCCCAACAACUACCUGUCGAGGACCUGGUGGAACCCGAUCUUCAAUUUCCUGGAGGGGAACGUUCAGACGACGGUUCCCAUCACGUUCUCGUGGCCGGUGCCGCUGCCUUCGUCCUGCAGACAGCGGUACAGGAUAGUGGAGGGGGGGAGGGACGAGUGAGGACAGGUGGGGGGCCAAUCACAGACCUGAGCUGAAACGGCAUCCGUCCAGACUCCUGUUUGACAUGAGUGUAAUUAUGAGAACCAGCAUUUCCAGCUCUCCCCUGCGCACUGAGGAAGAGCUCAUGAUGUUUACAUUGACGUGAUCAGCGAGUUUAAUCCUUUGAUAAUGCAGGUCAUCUUCCUGUUGAAUCUGAAGAGUUUCCUGUGACGUGUUCACACAAACAUCUGACUGUCAGCAAAGUUACAACUACACUGAGAGCUAAAAUAACUGCCUAGUCAAUAACACGAUUCGUUAGAAAACUAGUUUCACUUCUUUUGUGUCUUUGGCACACUUUAAUUUUUUAUCAAUGCGUUCUAGCUGUUGUUACAAAGAUUUCUUUUCUUGUUCUAAUUUAAUUUCCGGUUGAAAUAAGCUUCAGGUGCCAUAAACCUUUUCCACAAGUGCCCAUAAAUCCAACAUGAGGUCCAGAUUCUGACCUCUGAAACGGACCUCGGAGGUUGAUGUGAAGGGUUUUCAGGUUUCAUGUCCUGCUGCUCUACCAACAAACCAACUGGCUGAAGAGCUGGACAGCUUUUGUUACUAACUGCUAACUCAGGCUCGUCAGAUGCUUACUUUUAACGUGGCGUAUGUGUGGACUAACUGCUGUGAUACCGGUGUUCCUGUUCACCUACCUGUGUGAGUCAGGAGGACCACACACCGGCCAACACCAGAAGGUUUUCAGGGAGAACUUUCAUUAUUCCCAAAACCUAAAAGGAGCUGAAACAUUUUGACAUACGAGCUAAACGUGUUGACGUGUUCAUCCUAUUGCUGCGUGUACUGCAGAGUAGUCAGUAAAGACACGCUUAGCAUGCUAACGUGAAGGUGUUUUCAAGUCAGGAGACAGAAUUACAGGGUGGAAGUUUGGGAAGAAAAAAAUGGCUGAAAAUGAGUCGUCACCUCAUUAACCUUUCUGAUUAGGGCUGGAUAUCACGAACAGUCUUGAUACUAAGACCAAAGGAAAGCCUAAUUUCAGUACCAAUACCAAAUGUUAUUAAUAUAUAUGUAUUUUUUUUAUUUAGAGGUGCAAUAUGUAAAAUUGGUUAAAAACAACCCCAAAAUUAACAAAUAUUAAUGUGAAGAAUGUGAAGAACUGACAGUGUUGACAAAGUGCUGCUGAUAUGUCUCCUGAAGUUAGCAUGUAAGCUAGAUCAUUUACCUCAACAAGUAACGCCGACAAGCUAAGGAAUACAAAGGAAACAUUACAUGUUUAAAUAUUGAGAUUAUUUCAUAGCGUUCGGUUUGUAAGCUCGCCACACACUUAGAACCAAAGCUACUGUUGUUAGCAGGUCUUCAUACAGGAGUGAUGACUGAUGGCACUGAAUUAGGUUUGAUUAGCCACAUGGCAGCAGGGCCUUGCGUAAUACUUGUUUUGAUCACUAAAGAAAAUUAAGUCCAUGAAAGGAAAAUGUACCAACAAAGACAAAUUAGACAAGUAAGUAGAUUAUUAAUUCUGCCUGUGUGGCUUGUAAGCUAGCCAGCUGGUAGCUAAUAGCUUGUAGUAGCUAAACUGCCAAUUAAACUUUCCAAGUAGCUAAAUUGGGUCCUUGUCGGUGAGAAAGUUCAUGGCUUUAUUGAAUGAGAAUUGUUGAAUGUCUUUCUGUACUUGAUCAUUGUUGUUUAAGUUAUGUUUUCAAGUCAAAUUGUGUGAAGUAUUGAGACGCUGAGCUUCCAGCUGUCUGUUUUUGCCUUUUUUUUUAUAUAUAUAUAUAUAUAUAUGUAUAUACAUUGUUUUCCUAAUUUUAUGUCAUUCUGAAACAGUAACUUCCUGUAAACCAAAACUCCCUGAAACUGCUGCUGAUUAAAGUCGGAUUAAUGAAGGCUGUUGUUACGUGAAGCUCCAGUUAAAUUUUCAAAAAGUUUACCCAAUGUCAUGUUCUACAAGUUCAUUAUUUGGUUAAAGGUGAUGUAAACAAAUUGUCACGAUGGGAUAUUUGCUUUAUUAAUAAAAGCUUUAUCUUCAGUGA